GACCAAAGAAAAGACCAUCUGAAUGCAAUUCAAGUUGGACCUGAGAAAAGAUACCAAGCAAUUAAGUACAUUACCACUUGACAAAGAAAAACCUAGUAUUCGCAACAAUGAUUCAAAUCCGUUCCGGGUCAAUUCACCCGCUUUUCUUUCUUUUUCCCCUUUCCUCCUCAAGUCAGUCAAUGGCUGGAAAAAAAGAGUUAUUGGAGUCUUUUAUUCCAUAAUUUGCAUUUUAAUUCUCUGCUGGCUAAAAUAAUAUCCCUUCGGUUUCAUUUUAUGUGAUACCUUUUUAAUCUGUUUGAAAAAAGAAUGUUAAACCUCUAUAUUUAAAACUCUAUAUCUAAUCAAAUUAUAUCACAUAAAUUGAGACGAAGAAAAACUUACAGAAUUCGGUUUGUGGUUUUCCUAAUAAGUUUCAAAACUUACACAUGUAUUACUUGAUUUGCCCUCUUUUUAAGCUUUUGGAAACGUCUUGCUCUCAGGAAGUCGGUUAAUGCUCCCCGAAAGCACAACUCAAAUAAUAUUCGGCAUCUGUCUAGUACAUUGGUCGAUGCUUUAAUGGUGCUUUUAUUCAUCAGAAGAAGCAGAAGCAUAUUUAUCUCACCUGUUAGUUGUGCACUUGAACGGGACUGGAAGGUUAUGGUACACGAGUGGGUGAAGGCUAUAGCAGCAUUUCAAGAAAGCACCCCUGAGUCUAUGAAAGCAUCUGUUGUUGAUGAAGAGGAGGAAGGACUUCCUUCCCCGCCCUUGGAGGACUUAGCUUUCGUUUCUACUCAGACCACUUCAAUCGAGUUUUCAAAAUUCUUUGAUGGCAUGGAUGACGAUGGAAAUCUUCAAAGCAGCGGGGAAUUCAACAAGAGCCAUGAAAAUGGCCGGAAAGCAUCGGUGGAGAACAAUAAUCCUGUCCGGAAGGAGCGGGUUACCGAGUGCGUCACUGUUGCUCCAAAGGACAAGAAGGGCGAGCAACCAAAGAAAAAAACAUUAGUUGUCAAACCAAAUAAGCCUUCCGGAGGCGAUUCAAGACCUGGAAGACCGAUAAAACCAAAAUUAGAAAGGCAGCUCAACAUUGUCAAACCAAAUAAGCCUUCUCGAGGCGAUUCAAGACCUGGAAGACCGAUAAAACCAACAUUUGAAAGGAAGCUCAAUGGUGAUGAAAGGAAACUCCUGCAGAAAUCUGACAAAAGCAAAAUUCAAAAGAGGCCUGUGCCUAUCCAACAAAAUAGAUUGAAAUGUCCAGAUGAGGACGCAGCUCAUGUGAAACUUGAGUCGACAUAGAGAAAGCUCCAGGAGCGUUACCAAGAAGCUGAGAAGGGCAAGAGGCAGCGGACAAUUCAGGUUAUGGAGUUGCACGACAUUCCCAAACGGGUCCUCCAAAAAAAAUGUCCCGGCCUUAGAAAUCCUCAUACGAGACUGGGUAACCAUAAUAGUCAUUUGGUAAAUGGGCGUCAGUGAAUCAUUUCUUCGCCUUUGCAGAGCCUUGCUGAUCUCAAUUAAUCACUCAAAACAUAGUGGGUCUCAUCUAGUUGAACUCUAUAGAUAGAUCUCUCCCGAAUUAGGAAGGCAUGAGUUUUGAAAUGUUGUCGAGUUAUACAUUUUCCUGAAAAAUACAGGACAAGGUUUGGCACCUUUGUUCUGAAUUUCCUCAUCUGUUGGAAGGACCUGAGUUGUGCCCCCGUUUUCGACGACUGUUUUUUGAACAUUAACACCCGCUCCCCCCCCCCCCCCCCCCCCACACACACACAGAGAAAUGCCCUGAUUUGCAAUUCGCAUAGAAUAAGUGCAUUUUCAUGAGGCUGGACCUUUUUGUAUACAGAUGAUUCAAAUAUGAAAGGAAUACAAAAGUUGUGGACUUAU
Lycium barbarum (goji berry) is the source of this 1851-nucleotide messenger RNA. RefSeq names its product probable mediator of RNA polymerase II transcription subunit 26b. The record is from RefSeq and is a predicted model, not a curated record. The transcript has 8 exons. NCBI's taxonomy places the organism in Eukaryota, Viridiplantae, Streptophyta, Magnoliopsida, Solanales, Solanaceae. The coding region runs from base 556 to 1272 and encodes 238 amino acids.